AAAAAACUGAAAACAUGGGAAAAGGCAGAAAUCAAGAUAAAUACAAUGGAAUCAACAUUUCACAAGCCUCAUGCCAAAAUGAAAACAAAUGCAAUAAACUGGACAAAAAAAUCAAAAAUUGGUUCAUUUGACAAAAUAGCCCAUGUACCAGGCGGGGGAAACGUCACAAUACCAACAAAUCCUUUAAAGUGGCGUCAACAAUCUAAAGUUGGAUCAUUCGACAAUAUUCAUCAUAAACCUAAAGGAGGUGAUGUCAUUAUUGAAACUAACCCUUUAAAAUGGAACAAAACAUCAAAAGUUGGAUCACUUGAUAACAAACAACAGAAAGCACUUAAGGAGCAAAUAAAACCAGACAAUGUUGAAAGUAUCUCCAACCCAGUUGAGGAAGAGAGACCUAAACCUGAAUCAUUGAAUACAUCAAGCUAUGAAGAUCCCAGCGGCUAUAGUGCAAUAUUCCAUGAGGCUAAACGUCACAGACACGUCAAACGUAAUCACAAGAAAUUAUCACUGGAGAGAUGGAAACCUUUGCCAGCUAUUGCAUCCAAACCAAAAGUAGAUAGUAACAAUACAGAUGAAAACAAUGGUAAUAAAACAAUUAAUUUUAAAUUUGAAAGGGAGAUGGAAAAACAAAAACGUAUCGAUGUUAGUGGAAUAGUUCUAAAGGAUCUUCACUCUGAUACAAACAAUCUUCACACUGAUGCAAAUGAUCUUCAAAAUGACAUAAAUGAUCUUCAAAAUGAUACAAAUGAUCUUCAUGAUAAUACAAAAGAUCUUCAAAAUGACAUAAAAGAUCUGCAUAAUGAUACAAAUGAUAUUCAAAAUGAUACAAAAGAUCUUCAAAAUG
Molecule: messenger RNA, 844 nt
Organism: Owenia fusiformis
Lineage: Eukaryota; Metazoa; Annelida; Polychaeta; Sabellida; Oweniidae
Source: the annotation of a GenBank genome assembly